UUGUAAUCUUUAGAGGCGUCUAAAUCAAGGACCUCCACACAGGCAGCUGAUGAUACUGCCGGCAGAUACACUAUUCAUUUAAUAAAUAAAUAAAGCAGUAUUUUGUCGCGGCCCACAGGCUCGGAUGGAACAGAGGAUGCUUAUUUUUAUCAUUCUCAGUUUAAUUUGACGAAUGUCUGUGGCAUCUAAGGGGGAAAUGUGUGGAUUUAUGCAGUCAGAGCUUUAAAUGAGGAUCAUGGCGUUUCCGGAGGGAGAAUCACUCGAAUCCUGGCUCAACAAAGCCACACACCCCACCAACCGGCAGGAGGACUGGGAAUAUAUUAUCGGGUUUUGUGAUCAGAUCAAUAAGGAGUUGGAAGGUCCACAGAUAGCUGUGAGACUCCUCGUUCACAAAAUCUACUCUCAAGAAUGGGAAGCCCUUCAAGCUCUGACUGUACUGGAGGCGUGUAUGAAGAACUGUGGGCGAAGAUUUCACAACGAAAUAGCCAGAUAUAGGUUUUUAAAUGAGCUGAUUAAAGUGGUUUCACCCAGGUACAUGGGGAACAGUGUUUCUGAGAAGGUGAAGAAUAAGAUCAUUGAGAUGCUGUACAGCUGGACGGUGGCGUUUCCCAACGAGUCCAAGAUCGCAGACGCGUACCAGGCGCUCAAGAAGCAAGGACUCGUGAUGACGGACCCAGAACUGACGGUGGACAAAACCCUGAUCCCGUCGCCUCCCGCUCGGCCCAAAAACCCUGUGUUUGACAACGAGGACAUGGGGAAGUUGUUGGCUGAACUUCUGAGGAGCAAAAACCCAGAAGAUCUUCAGGAGGCGAACAGACUCAUCAAAAACAUGGUGAAAGAGGAUGAAGCCCGAGUGCAGAAGAUGAGCAAACGCAUCCACACGCUGGAGGAGGUGAACAUCAACGUCAAGCUCCUGGGGGAAAUGCUGAGUCAGUACGACAGGGACCGAUCGUCAGACGCCGACCGCGAGCUCAUCAAGGAGCUGUACGAGCGCUGUGACAAACUCCGACGCACCGCGUUCAAACUGGCCACCGAAGCGGAGGACAACGACUCCAGUCUGGGGGACAUUCUCAAGGCGAACGAUGAUCUGUCCAGAGUAAUCGGCUCUUAUAAACGAGUCGUGGACGGACAGGCGGACGAUAACGAGUGUGAGGAUCUCAGACCGGCCGCUAGUGAAGGAUGCGAGACCACGGGCACAUUGAUUGAUCUGGCUGGACUGGAUGAACCUUCCUCUCCCCCGACCGUCCCUCCUCCUCUUCCUCUUCCUCCUCCUCAGAUCUCGUCCACCAAUCACACGGCCUCCUCCAUCCCUGUGCUCCCGCCUCCUCCUCGCCGAUUGGCCGGCAGUCAGAAGAGCAGCCCCAAUCACAGGCCUCCUGAGCAGCAGACCUCCCUCUCCCUGCUGGACGACGAACUCUUGUCUCUCGGCCUGAAUGAUCCGCCCUCUGUGCCGAACAGACCAAAGCUGGAUGAACUCUCUGCUCAGUGGACGUCCCUACAGGCUCCUGAUGCGGACCUGGACCUGUUUGGGAGCAUCUCGGCCCCGAGCGCCGCCUUCCCCACGUCACACACCCCGGCUGUCAGUCAGGGGAUGCAGGAUCUCUCCAUGCUGGACUUUGGAGGUGGAAAGAGUGUUUCAGGUCUGAGCGGUAUCGCUGGAGGAACGUUUGGUCUUUCUGGAGGCUUCAUGGGCUCGGCGGGCUCUAACCCGUUCAUGAGCGCGGCGGGUCCCUCGUCUCCGGCUGUGGCUCGGGCUCAGGCCGGGACAUGCGGCUCGGCUCCGGGCAGCCCCUUCUUUCAGCCCUUCUCGUCCCACUCGCCCCAGAGCAGCCCGGCGAGGAGCGCAGAGCCCAGCCUGGCCAGCCUGCACGUCCCGCUCGAGGCCAUCAGACCCAGUAAAGUCUUACCUGUGACGGUGUACGAUAAGGAUGGAGUUCGUGUUCUUCUGCACUUCGCGAUGGACUGUCCCCCGGGUCGUCCGGACGUCCUGGUGAUCGUGGUGUCGCUGCUCAACACGGCACCGUUGCCCGUGAGGAACGUAUUACUGCAAGCAGCCGUUCCCAAGUCUAUGCGAGUGAAGCUUCAGCCUCCGUCAGGCACAGAGAUCGCGCCCUUUAACCCCAUCCAGCCCCCCGCCUCCAUCACUCAGGUCAUGCUGCUCGCCAACCCACUGAAGGAGCGUGUGCGUUUGCGCUACAAGCUGACGUAUCUGCUGGGCGAGCGCCAGUACUCGGAGGUGGGAGAGCUGGACCAGUUUCCUCCAGCGGACAGAUGGGGAUCCCUCUAGAGAAACCCAAACCUUCGUUCCCAAGUAUCCCGUUCAUUUGUGCUGCUGAUUUAUGUUCAAUCAGUGUUUUACUGUAGCGCUGCGAAGCUGCACUCGAUGCUUGAUGUUUUUCACCAAAAUUCAAGCUGGAUAUUAUCAUAAUAACACACCGUCAGUGACACACAUGAUGUCCUGAAGCGGACGCACGCGUUUCAGAGAUUGAUCUUUUGUGUGCUGCACUUACAGCAGUUUACCAUGGUAAUCACAGUU
Messenger RNA from Rhinichthys klamathensis goyatoka, 2536 nucleotides. It is a transcript of the gene gga3b, whose product is annotated as golgi associated, gamma adaptin ear containing, ARF binding protein 3b. NCBI's taxonomy places the organism in Eukaryota, Metazoa, Chordata, Actinopteri, Cypriniformes, Leuciscidae. The transcript is spliced from 17 exons. The record is from RefSeq and is a predicted model, not a curated record. Gene Ontology annotation, biological process: vesicle-mediated transport; intracellular protein transport. Gene Ontology annotation, cellular component: trans-Golgi network. Bases 227 to 2287 code for a protein of 686 amino acids. Gene Ontology annotation, molecular function: small GTPase binding; ubiquitin binding; phosphatidylinositol binding.